This is a messenger RNA of Paramisgurnus dabryanus, 4667 nucleotides long. Lineage: Eukaryota; Metazoa; Chordata; Actinopteri; Cypriniformes; Cobitidae. The record is from RefSeq and is a predicted model, not a curated record.
GCACCGUGUGUCCGGUCCGCGGCGCUGUUGUGCUGGGUUUACGGUUCGAGCUGUUCGCGUUUUGGAGGCAUAUUCUCUCUUUCAACACUUUCUCCCCGAUCCGCAGUGUUAGCUCAGCGUCUGUCCGAGCGGACCCGCUUUAUCAUGGCCGUCUGAAUCCGGAUUUGAUCCAAAUCUGAUCUCCUUUCCCCCCUUUUUCCCGACGUCGAGAAUUAUUUAUCGCAUUGGGAAUCGUUUCUUGUGGAAUAUUACUUUAUUUGUGCCAAUGUUCAAACAUGCAGCCUCCGCCGAGAAAGGUAAAAGUGACACAGGAACUGAGGAACACACACAUCGAUCAGAUCGGCCGUCUUCACCUCAAACAUCAGACAGAAUGUGAUUUAUUAGAAGAUAUGAGAACGUACAGUCAGAAGAAGGCGACACUGGAGAGAGAUUAUGCACAGGCCCUGCAGAAGUUGGCGAGUCAGUAUUUGAAGAGAGAUUGGCCCGGUAUCAAACCAGACGACCAGAGAACAGACUACAGGAAUGUAUAUGGAGUGUGGAGAGCAUAUCUCGAAGGCACCGUACAGGUGACCCAGUCUCGCCUCAAUGUCUGCGAAAACUACAAGAACGAGAUUUCAGACCCGGCCAAAACUGUUCGUUUCUACAAAGAGCAGCAGUUGAAGAAGUGCAUCGAACAGCUGGGCCGAAUCCAGGCAGAAAUCCAGGACUCAGUUAAAGACCUGGCCAAGUCCAAAAAGAAAUACUUUGAAUUGGAGCAAAUGGCCCAGGCUGUGCGAGAAAAGGCUGACAUCGAGUCCAAGUCAAAACUGGGGCUCUUUCAGUCCAGGAUUAGUUUACAGAAAGCCAGCGUGAAGUUGAAAGCCAAGAGAAGUGAGUGUAACUCGAAAGCGACACACGCGAGGAACGAAUAUCUUCUGACACUGGCGGCGGCCAACGCACAUCAGGACCGCUACUAUCAAACAGACCUGGUCAACUGUAUCAAGGGUCUAGAGGGAAAUGUGUAUGACCACGUGAAGGAUUAUCUCAUAUCCUUUUGCCGUACCGAACUGGAAGCAUUUCAAGCCAUCCACAACACCUUCCAGUUCCUCCUGGAAAAGUCCAGCCGAGUAAUGCAGGAUUUCAACCAACAGUUGUUCCUGCAGGAGAACCCGGUGUUUAUUAAAUCACAAGACUUUCAGUUCCAGCCCAGCGACAGCGACACUACUCUCAGCUCCGUCCAGCAGUUGGUGGACAUUGAGCCUUCGGCCGUCAGUGUGAUGCGAAUGACUCUAGCGCAGAGUCGGCAGCUGGAGUCGGAGACGGGCACCACCGAAGAACACAGUCUUAACAAAGAGGCGAGGAAAUGGGCAACACGGCUGGCCCGCGAACACAAAAACAUCAUCCAUUGCAAACGGACUCUAGAGGAGUGCGAGACGCUCGGGACUCCAACCACAGAACAGAGCCGGAAUGAGCUGGAAUUCCGAAUAGAGGAAGCCAAAGAGAACAUCCGGAAAGCAGAGACUGUAAAGCUUAAGGCCGAAGCUCGUCUGGAUCUUCUGCGACAGGUUGGUGUUUCCGUGGACACGUGGUUGAAGAGCGCCAUGAAUCAGGUGAUGGAGGAGCUGGAGAACGAGCGCUGGGCGUCACUACCCACCCUUACCACCCAUGACCUCUCUCUUUCAACCACUGUGGAUUUAGAGCGAGAGGAGGGCGAAGAAUCAGAGGAGAACAUGGAAACGCACGACGACAGCAGUUCAAGUCCUUCAGGGACUUUAAGAAACUAUCCGCUUACCUGCAAAGUGCUUUACUCAUACAAGGCCUCUCAGCCAGAUGAGCUUACGAUCGAUGAGCAGGAGAUGUUGGACGUCAUUGAAGAUGGAGACAUGGAGGACUGGGUGAAGGCACGCAAUAAGACCGGUCAGGUGGGCUACGUCCCGGAGAAAUACCUGCAGUUUCCCACGUCUAACAGUGUUUUGAGCAUGCUGCAGUCUCUUGCCGCUAUGGAUGCACGAUCGCAUUCAUCCAGUAACUCCACAGAACCUGAACUAACCUCCGGGAGCUUCAACGGAGACACCAGCGUGAGUUUUGUUAAGGCCAUGUAUGACUAUGAGGGUCAAACAGACGAUGAGCUGUCCUUCCCCGAGGGCGCUAUCAUCCGCAUCCUCAACAAAGACAACCAGGAGGACGAUGGGUUUUGGGAGGGCGAGUUUAACGGACGGGUGGGCGUCUUUCCGUCUGUGCUGGUUGAGGAUCUGAUGGCCUCAGAGAACGGAGACUCUCAUUGGCUGACGGAUGCACAAGUGUCACCUUGUCAAAGGCUUCAUUCAUCUCUUCCUCCUCUGCCGCUGUACGAUCAGCCUCCCUGCAGUCCAUACACGAGUCCAGAGACGAGCUCCGCCCCGGCCCUGCCCCGCUCACCGUCUGUUAAUGGAGAACACAAACCGCCCUCGCUGCAGAAAGCACCGGUUCACGAUCACAGUUCCAGUUUAAGUCCAGAGAGUCCAGGUUUCCCUCAACCGUUGAGACUUACUCCAGAUGGAUUGGGCCCUGGAAAACUCAGACCUGUUCGAGCAGCUCCUCCCCCUCCAAAACAGCACCCCCGCAGGCAAGUGGAGAAAACCGAGGAGGUGGAGAUCACGCUGGUGUAGAGCUCCGCCCUGAUGGACGCAGAACACACCCCACCUGACCUCUAACUCCUCCCACUCCACUCAGGAGGGGGCGUGGUGCACUUCAACCCACCCUAUGAGCAUCCUUCUUUCCCUGAAAUCCGGAGAACAUCAUCUCGACGGCAUCGACAAACGUUUCUUUAAAAAACAAACACAGACUGUUUGGUGCCUUAAUGCGCUUUCAUGCCAAACUUCAAUCCUUGUAUUCGUAAUUACUUUUAUUGUUAAAAGGGAACGGAAGAGUAAAUCCGCUCAAUGCUGGUAAUGAUCAUUUAGAAACGGACUGAUGUGUAAGUGUAAAACAUCUCUAAAAGACUUUAUUGGUUUGACGGAGGCCACGCUUGCACAUUUGCAACAGGAGGCCUGCGGUGAGGAAAGGGUCGGACAUGAAUAUUUACCAUUUACGUAUUUUUAUGUGUAACAGCACAGUACAUUACUGUCGUCGUAGGAAUGUUGUGAGAUCAAAGAGACAUCUUAAGAAGAAAGGGAAUUGUAUAUAAAACAAAAAAGAGAAGAGAAAACAGAAAGAGGAGACGGUGAAGGUAAAAUGGACAGAUGAGAAGAAAGGCGGGUUCCUUUCCUCUUUAUUCUGUCUUUUGUCUCCUUCACCUCCUCCAGUCAGAAUGUUUCUCUUCUGUCGUGUCGAUCUAAAUAAACCUACUAACCUACAUAACUAUAUCCUUUUCUCAGCUUUUCAUUAUGAAGACCUGUGUUUGUACGUAUUACUAAUAUUUAGUCCUCAAAAGAACUGGCGGAGACAGAUUUAAGGAUGUUUCUGAGCGUCUGCUAGAGAAUAUGUGAUGAUGUUUGCCUUUGUAUUAUUGGUGUGCGUGUGUGUGUGUGUCUGGGCAGAAUAUAAUCAUACAGAUCAAUAUACAUUAUCAUUUAAAACGCAUUUCUCAUUGUAUCAGCACUAUCGAUGACUACGUGGGACUUUUUUAAGCGAUGACAGUAUUUUAAAAUGGGAGGAAUCUUGUUGAUAUGAAUGUUGAUUCUCUCCAACAAGCACAGAAAAGCCGCACAUGUGGACGGAUGGACUGAUAUGGAGAUGUUUGGUUUGCAGAUUUGUUAUUGUGUUAUCCUAAGUGCAUUUCCUUCGUAUGAGGGGCAGCUAUGUUUCUUUUUUGUCUUUUGAGAUAUAUUUCAUGCAUAGAAAUGGAUUUAAAAUACCUUUAAUUUACAUAAUCCUCACUGAUUUAUCAUCUGUAUUGUUCUUCGUGUGCAUAUCUUGAUGCAUCCCAGCACUCUUGACUGCCCUUUGUUUUAUAAGAUUUUAUUUGUUUCCCAGUUUUCAGCGAUGAAGCUGCCCAGUGUUGUGUUAUUAAUUUUGUAAGUGUGAUUGAUUGUAGUUUUCCCAUACAGUUUGAAAGAAAGCAAUUAUGUUUAUUCCAUAAUGUUGACAGUGGAAAGAGAAAAACCAUCCAUUUUGUGAAAUGGUACCAUAGUUCUGUUAAACACGAACAGGGUCAUUACGAGAAGAAGUUGAGCGUGCGAGAGCGAGACAUCGUAGGAAAUAAACAUUUGAUCGGUAGAUUUUUUUAUAAAAGCGGAAGAUGUUGGAAUAUCUUCCCUUCGUUUCUAUUUUCCUUUGUCACGACCUGUUUUCUUGUUGAUCUCGUUGAGAUCUUUUGAAUGUUAUCAAACUUGUUUUGAAGUUUAUGGUUAGAGGUUAAAGCCCAUUGUGUCAAAAAACUGUUCUCACCUACAAAAAAAAAAGUAAAUAGGCUUUUUUAUUACGCUCCCAGAUAUUUUUGGCCAGUUUCAACUCUUUGGAGCCUCUUCUGUAGCGUUAGCUGCAUUGUUUAGUUGUUUUACUUCCAAGUGUUUUUAUUUGCAUUUCUAAAAAUUUGAAGGUGAUUCAGAGCUGCUAGAAAACAGAUUAAAAAAAUACAACAAAUUGACUGUCGACUGCAGUGACAAUAUCAGAGAACAGGUGAAAAAUAUUAUUUCUGCAUAUUAUUAGCUGUAAAAUUAUUUGUAUUUAUUGUGUACAAAUGUUAAAUAAAAAAUUGGGGAACGUUG